AGAAUUAGUGGAUUGACAGUCGAUGCUCUGGAUCGUGCACUACGCCGAUUGAUCAAGCGAGACAAAAACUGGUUAAGAUUAACUCAGGGCACGCAGCGAAUGGGUCAUCCGGCAGGAAUCUCAUAGGCAUAGGGGGCCAAGCACGGAGAAGAAUAUCAUAAAUCCAAUCUCGAAGAUCAUUGAUGUCAAAACGUCAAGCGAUGAAGAAGAGGAAUAGACAGAGGCAAGGAAGGCUGCAGCAACAAAGAAGUUGAAAGAAGUCAAGACCUGAAACAGAAGCGGAAGCGAUGUCAGACACCUCAGAACGCUACAGCACAAUCAUUAUCUUUACAUGAAAUGCACGAAUAUUUGCGUGGGUAAAUCAAAGAUUUGACCUUAGAUCAAGCCCAAGAGGUGGAGAGUGCAGUGGAAUUCAUACAAGACAUGUUCGCUUCUGUUAUUUCAGUACGACCUGUGGAACAGCUAUCACCGGAACGAAGCUACGAGCUGGAGUUGGAGGAUGAAAAAGCUCGGUGAAUGCUACAACAUUUUCUGACUGAGGCUUAAAAUGAAACGGCAAUUUUACGAAAAGGAAGAGCAAAGAUGUUUGAUUUGAUGCGGGCCAUCUAUGAAUCAAGGAAGAGCCUGAUCGAGACAUUAGAGUUCACGGAGGAAGCAGCGAGGGCGAUACCUAAGGCAACGACAAAUCUUUGGAUGGAAAAUCUCGUGAUUGCUACAAGAAGGAUCAUGGAAGACGAUGAAAUGAACGGAAGAGCGAAGCCGUCCACAUUCAGGUUUCUUAAGCUCAAGUUAUCAACCAAACGAGACCGAACAGCUCAAGCAAAUAUGUGAAGCUCGCUCUGGAUUUCCAUAUGCACUGAGACAACAAACUGAAGCGAAAUGGAAGGUGGUUUCUGGAAGGAACGAUACUUGGCAUGGCCAAGCUUCCUGUUCUCCGGAAGUGAGUAUGCAUGAAUGAGGCGCUAAGUAUGAUUGAGAACAAGGCGCAAUCUAAUGCUCAUGUUGCCAGUGUAUUCAGACUUUUAGUUUCACGAACGAGCUCUUUUUGGGCAGUAAGAAUAGUGAGAAUGAUUUUUAAAGGUAACACAGAUGCUACAAGAGGACAAGGACAUCUGCUAUGACAUAGGACACUCUACUUUCGAAGUCCACACUGUCCGCAGCAUCUAGAGGGAAAACGGUUCUGAGAACAAAAAUAUUAGUGCAUCACGUCAGUAUGAACAGAGUAUCUUCUUGCUUUGCGUGUGGAGGAGAUGGACACAUGCGAACGGGAUGCAACAGGUCUGACAGAGAUUAGAUGAGACAGUAUAGUAUUAUAUUAAACGCGGCAGAUAUUGCGGCAUUGCCAAGACAGACAUCAACGGUAACCAGCUUGGAAGAGCUGGGUCUAAGCUUAACAACAAGAAGAACACUAGAAAACUACAACCCAGCAAUCAAGUGAGAUGUCAAAGAAUAUUGUGAGAAGACAAAGGAGAUUGAGCCACCAGAAAAAAAGUUGGCGAAGAGUACAAACAAAACAGUCAUGUCCGAAUGGAAGAUGGAAGUCGAGUCAACAACAGAGAUGCCAACAAAAGAAAGUGAGAACGCAAGCACGAAAAGGAGAAGAAGGAGCAAAUAAAUAUAAAAACAAUAGGAAACAUAAAUGAAGACAACAUAUAGACAAGCAAAAGUUGAAAAACAAGAAGAAAAAUGCGAUAUUGCCAAGGAUGUAUAGGACAAACUAAGGGAAAAAUAUAAGCAAUGGAGAAGAUUCAAAGAUUGACAGCCAAACAAAUCAAGGAGAAAGCCAGAAACUGGAUCUGAUGAGCACAGCAGGUUGUUUAAAAGUUUAGUCACAGGAGACAAAAGGAUAGACGUGCUUCGACGGACUUAAGAAAAUAAAAACGUCAGCAACCGGAGAUUGUCAAAAUUACGCCAUUGUAAUGGCAUCACCGCAACGGAGAUUUGACUCAGUGGAGCACUUGAAACCUGACAGCCAAUCUCAAAAAAGAAAUUAUAGCAGCGGCCAACCUUUUUUUCGACCGGAUGACAUCAGAGCGGCACAAAGGGACAGCUCACGCCAGGUCAAUCAGACACAUCGCUCAGUGAUUUUCUUCAAGCCUUGACCAAACAUCCUCCAAACGAGUGGAUUACGUGGAUCACAGUUAUUGGGGAUCGGUGAUGAAUCUAAAAAUGAAAGCAAAAACUACGUUUACGUGCUGGAGGCCUCGAAAUGGCAAGUUUUGAGAUUUUGACCCAACAGCAGAUGUUUAAAACGGUCGAAGAAAGAAAUUUCAACACUGAAGCCGCAGCGGGUUGGAUCGAAAGUAGUCAAAAGCCUGACAGCAGGCUUGACAUUAAAGCAAGAUAAAGAUUGCACCUCAAGAAAAAUAUUAGGACAAGGCGGAUACAGAAGACCAAUGGAAGAUGAGGUAGGGGGUAACUCAAGACUUCAUACUGGAAAAGACAACCGGGAUUGUAUUAAUUCUCUUCUUGCUGCCUGGCGCUCUUACUCCUGUCACAUUUGGGAUCCUGUAAAUUACUUGUCGAAGUGUAUCCACCGCUAAUAUAAACGACAGUAAUGCUAGUAGACAUCCUUGCUCUAAUCCCAGAUCGUAUGCUCCAUUUGAAUGAGAGACUACCAUUCACGAGAAAUUGUGCCCUAGUUUUUUCAUGAAUAAUGGUCGAUGGCUUGUGUUGUUACUGCUUCAGUGAUUAGUUCCAUACAUGUCUUCUCCUUACAGCGUUAAUCGUUGAAAAUUCCUCCAUCAUUUUUUGGGGCCUUCUAUUCGAUAUUGAUUAAUAACUCCUCCUUGCUGCCUUGUGUCUGCUUACUCUCCCAUUUGCUAGUUCUCGUACUUCGUGGUGAUAUGCUUCAUGCGCUGCAUCCAUGACACUUACUUUUUGUGUUGCCAAAAUUGCUUCUUGUUUGACGUAAAAUCAAUCUACUCUACUAGCUUCAUCUCUGCCCCAUCUUGUGAAGUAGUGCAUGGCGUCAGUCUUCUUCGUCUAAAUCAUGAUGCAGUUUAACUCCAUCUGUCAUAUCGUAUCUGUCCACGAGAUGCCGCAGAAUCGGGCUUUCACAUGCCGCUGUGCUGGGAAUACGGUUAGAGAUGCAAUCCCGGUUUGGUCUGAAUACACAGUUGAAGUCCCCUUCAGUAUAAUUGUGUCAUGUCGUUUCAACCACGGUCCCAAAUCUUUUGAAAAUGGUGGUUGGUCUUCUUUUUUGCGGGUACAUACACAUUGAUGAUCAGCCAGUCAUCCAUUUCCACUGCUAUGACUCUGUCCAAGACUCGUGAUUCUGCGUUUCACUCUAUCACUAAUUACUGGUGAUCCAUCCCGCUAGACCGAUUUUGUGUUAAUUGCCAGUAACUCAGCGGAUAUUCCGUUUUCACUUGCCAUACCGUUUCCAUUGCGUAUUCAACUCCUCUUUUGUUCUGCGAUGGAGGUUAGUAUCUUGCACCAGUAGCAUGUCUAGUAUUGGUUUUCCUCUUCUUCUCCCCCAUCCAUUCAACCAUCUUCGUCUGGAUGCUUUCGCGAAUCAUCACAAAUUCUGCGUUGCAAGUGUCUUUCGUCGGUUCUGUUUCUUCAAAUUAUGAUGCUUUAUUCUGAUCCUAAUAGUUUUCACCUAUCGGAAAUUUUCAAACUUUGAUUCAGUCGAAUCCCAUGUGUGCAAAGUCAACUGGUCUGAAAUUCAGGCGAGAAUAAUACCUUCCUGACUGGACCCUAGGUUCGUAUUAAUCUUAGCCCAAUAACAGUCUGCUCAAUUGCUGCUUCCAGCUCCGGCGACGUCUCCAUUGCUUCAAAAAGUGUUUCCACAUACUUCAGGAUCGAAGACCAUCUUGACCAGCUUUUCUUU
Molecule: messenger RNA, 3835 nt
Organism: Plasmopara halstedii
Lineage: Eukaryota; Oomycota; Peronosporomycetes; Peronosporales; Peronosporaceae
Exons: 1
Coding region: 1920-2102 (60 amino acids)
Source: RefSeq, a predicted model, not a curated record